AUGGAAGCAGGAUUGCCUGGAAAAGACAUGCGAAGGUCGAUCAGGGGCAACUACCAGAAUAGAGUUUUGCAUCUCCCACAUGGAGCGUCAUUUUCAAUUCCAGGAGGGGAAGCUUUUGAUAGGAGUAGCAGAGAAUAUGAUGAGGAGGAGCUAAUGUGGGCUGCUAUUGAGAGGCUUCCAACUUUCAGUGGGUCGAGGAAGNGGAGGAUGAGUUUUGCAUCUCCCACAUGGAGUUGGGACUCGCUGAGUGUUCAGGCGUCAUUUUCAAUUCCAGGAGGGGAAGCUUUUGAUAGGAGUAGCAGAGAAUAUGAUGAGGAGGAGCUAAUGUGGGCUGCUAUUGAGAGGCUUCCAACUUUCAGUGGGUCGAGGAAGGGAAUUUUGAGGCCAGUUUCAAAAACUGGAAGAGUUUUUCAUAAAGAGGUUGAUGCUGCCAAUCUUGGAAUGCAAGAUAAAAGACUACUCAUGGAAAGUACUCUUAAAGUUGUGGAAGAUGAUAAUGAGCGGUUUCUUCAAAGUAUCAGAGAUCGUAUUGAUAGGGUUGGAAUCGAUAUUCCUAAGAUUGAAGUUCGAUUUGAGCAUUUGGCAAUUGAGGGAGAUGCUUAUGUAGGAUCUAGGGCGCUUCCUACCCUGCUGAAUGCUACCUUGAAUGUAAUAGAGAAGCAUCAUGAGAAGCAUGAUCUCAGUGCCAUCCCAGUGCAAGGCAACUUAGGCGGUGGCUUAGGGCCCAUUUGA
Molecule: messenger RNA, 732 nt
Organism: Ilex paraguariensis (yerba mate)
Lineage: Eukaryota; Viridiplantae; Streptophyta; Magnoliopsida; Aquifoliales; Aquifoliaceae
Source: the annotation of a GenBank genome assembly